AUGACAGUGGUCACCGACAAUGGCAACCAUGAAGAGUACCCCUAUCCAGAGCCGAACCCAGGUGACUCAUACAGAGUUCUGGAUCAAUAUCAUUCGAAGCCUACGAAGCUGAGGGUGGCAUGUGUUGGUGCGGGCGCCUCGGGGCUGUGUUUGGCGUACAAAAUGGAAAGGAUGCUCGAGCAUGCUUCCUGGGAAUUGACGCUUUUCGAGAAGAAUCCGAAUCUCGGGGGUACUUGGUACGAGAACACCUACCCGGGGGUGGCGUGCGAUAUUCCCGCUCACCUUUACACCUUCACGUUCGAUCCAAACCCGAAUUGGUCCCACUACUUUGCAUACGGGGAUGAGAUCCAACGAUACCUCGAGGGCUUCGCGGAUAGACACAGCCUCCGCAAGUACAUGAAGCUGAGCACCAAGGUGAUCUCGUGUCAAUGGGACGACAGCAAUGCCAUGUGGCACAUCACUCUCGAGAAUACCCAGACGCGUGAGCAAUGGCAAGAUUGGGCGCAUUGCUUGGUGAACGGCACCGGGAUUCUUAACUCGUGGCGUUGGCCCGAUAUUGACUGCUUCAAUGACUUUCAAGGGCCCCGCAUUCAUUCAGCGGCAUGGAACCACGAUGUUGAUUUCCAGGGUAAAACUGUGGGCGUCAUCGGCACCGGCUCCACCAGCAUCCAAAUCGUUCCCGAACUGCAAAAGGUCUGCAAACAGGUACAGGUGUACAUGAGGAGCCCUACAUGGGUUAGUCCUCCCUUCGGUGCAACCGCCCUUACAAAAGACUUACGCCAUGGUGCCGAUGACGAUCUCGGGCAUCGCCAGUACAAGUUCACGGAAGAGGACAAGAAGCGAUUUAGAGACGACCCAGAGUAUCAUCUCACCUUCCGGAAAAGCAUUGAAUCGGAAAUCAAUGGGCUGUUCGGGAUGUAUCACCAGGGUUCGGAACUGUCUAACAUAUUCCGAGAGACUAUCACCAAGGAGAUGCACCGAAGGAUGGGUCCCGGUCAUGAGGAAUUGAAGGAAUUUAUCAUUCCAAAAUUUUCCCCUGGUUGCCGGCGUAUCUCACCGGGAGAUGGUUAUCUCGAAGCACUUGUGCAGCCCAACGUCAAGCCUAUCUUGGGAGAUAUCAAGAAGGCGACGAAAAGCGGUCUUAUAACAAUGGAUGGAGUGGAGCAUGAAAUGGAUAUCCUUGUCUGUGCCACCGGCUUCAAUACCGCAUUCAAACCUGCAUUUCCAGUUGUUAACGGAGAGGGCAAAUCCAUUCACGAAGAUUGGGGUGAUGGCGUAAACUUGUAUUUCGGCGUAUCUGCACCGAGGUUUCCGAAUUACUACACCAUUGUUGGGCCUGGGGCGACCUGGUCUAACGGAACCCUGCUACCCUCAAUAGAAACCACGGUUGAAUACAGCGUCAAAUGCAUGAGAAAAAUGCAACACGAAGGCAUCAGGUCGAUGGCCGUGAAGCAAGAAGCUCUAACUGACAUCUAUGAGCACUUCGAUGAAUUCCACAAAACAACAGUUUGGCAGGAAAACUGCCGCUCGUGGUUCAAAGAUAACAAGCGCGAGAACCGCAUCUACCUAUGGCCUGGACCAACGGUCCAUUCCCUGAAAUCCCUCAAGGAUCCCCGGUUUGAGGACUACGACAUCAAAUACCGAUAUAAGAACAGAUUUGCCUAUUUGGGAAAUGGGUCUGUUAAGGCAAUGUCCACGCAAGAUGCACUGGGACUGGCGACCUAUGUUCGUAACAGCGACCACGACUGGAAUAUUGCUUAA
This is a messenger RNA of Penicillium maclennaniae, 1761 nucleotides long. Its product is annotated as flavin-containing monooxygenase. The record is from RefSeq and is a predicted model, not a curated record. Lineage: Eukaryota; Fungi; Ascomycota; Eurotiomycetes; Eurotiales; Aspergillaceae. Gene Ontology annotation, molecular function: N,N-dimethylaniline monooxygenase activity; flavin adenine dinucleotide binding; NADP binding. The transcript is spliced from 2 exons. The coding region runs from base 1 to 1761 and encodes 586 amino acids.